Molecule: messenger RNA, 828 nt
Organism: Rosa rugosa (rugosa rose)
Lineage: Eukaryota; Viridiplantae; Streptophyta; Magnoliopsida; Rosales; Rosaceae
Product: zinc finger BED domain-containing protein RICESLEEPER 2-like
Exons: 2
Coding region: 1-828 (275 amino acids)
Molecular function (GO): DNA binding
Source: RefSeq, a predicted model, not a curated record
AUGGUGGUCACUGCCCAUUUCUUGGACAGCGACUGGAAAUUGCACAAAAGGAUUAUUAACUUUUGUUCAAUUACCAGUCACAAAGGGAAAGAUAUAAGAAGGGUCCUGGAGCAGUGUUUGAGGGAAUGGGAUAUCAAUAGGGUGUUCACUAUCACAGUGGACAAUGCUAAUGCAAAUGACCAAGCAGUCAAGUUCAAGUCGAUCACGUUUAGGGAGUUUUCUGUUCUUGAGCACUUGAAUAAGAAUGCAAAUGUUCCCCUAGAUGUGAUCACUAGGUGGAAUAGCACUUAUUUAAUGCUUGCUGCGGCAUUAAAAUAUGAGAAAGUGUUUGAUAGGAUGGGUGAUGAAGAUGUGCAGUUUAGGAAUUAUUUUGAGGAGAAAGAUACCAAAGGUAGGAAGAGGACAUGCCCUCCCGUAGAGGCAGAUUGGAGAAAUGCUCAAGUUUUAGUGCAUUUCCUCAAAAAGUUUUACGAGACAACACUCAAAUUGAGUGCUUGGAAAUCAGUUACUGCAAACUUGCAGUUCAAAGAGAUGAUCGGCCUUCAAACAGAGAUUGAUAAGAAGGCAAAUGAUGAUUCUGAUGAGGUUUUGCAGAGGGUGGCAAUGGGGAUGAAAGCAAAAUUCAACAAAUAUUGGGGCAGCUUUGAAACCAUGAAUCAAAUCAUGCUGAUUGCAAAUGUCCUAGACCCUCGCUGGAAACUGCAAUAUCAGAAAGUAGCAUUUUUAAGGGUGGGAGUCAGAGCUCGCACCAUUGAGAAGAUAACUAGGGACUUGAAGAACAUUCUGUUGAGAAUGUAUGAUGAGUAUAGGGGCUAUGAGGGGGUUUAA